Molecule: messenger RNA, 360 nt
Organism: Helobdella robusta
Lineage: Eukaryota; Metazoa; Annelida; Clitellata; Rhynchobdellida; Glossiphoniidae
Exons: 4
Coding region: 1-360 (119 amino acids)
Biological process (GO): protein phosphorylation
Molecular function (GO): ATP binding; protein kinase activity
Source: RefSeq, a predicted model, not a curated record
AUGGGAUUAUGUGUAGAAGGGGACAAAUUCUUAUACGUUGCUGGAACAUUCAAUUACAUGGCACCAGAGGUAGCAGGCCUGUGGUUGGGCUUGAAUGAUUAUUACGACAAGAGAUGCGAUAUGUGGAGUCUCGGAGUAGUGAUGUUCGAAACAUUCACGUGCUCAUUGUCAGUCGUGGCUGCCACAGCUGUUGACUGCGUGUGCCUCAACAACGACCGCAAAUGCGAUUUUUGCAAGGAAGAUUUAUUUCGAGAGCUUCGUGUGGCCAUGCUAGAUAAGUUACCUGAUAACUUGAUCAUGGUCAUCCUGUCUUUUUUUCUUAUUUUGGAAGCAAAUAAAAUAUAUCGUAUCGUAUCGUAA